Molecule: messenger RNA, 642 nt
Organism: Dovyalis caffra
Lineage: Eukaryota; Viridiplantae; Streptophyta; Magnoliopsida; Malpighiales; Salicaceae
Source: the annotation of a GenBank genome assembly
AUGGGAUCAUCUUCGGGACAAAGCAGUGGAUCAUAUGAUCUAUCAUUCAAGAUCUUGUUGAUCGGUGAUUCUGGGGUUGGCAAAAGCAGUCUUCUUGUCAGUUUCAUUUCCGGUUCUGCUGAAGAUCUUGCACCAACCAUUGGUGUGGAUUUUAAGAUCAAGCAGCUAGCAGUAGGAGGAAAGCGGUUGAAGCUGACAAUUUGGGAUACUGCUGGACAAGAGAGAUUCAGAACACUGACUAGUUCUUACUACAGAAAUUCCCAAGGGAUCAUUCUUGUUUAUGAUGUGACAAGGAGAGAAACCUUUACAAACUUAGAUGUGUGGACUAAAGAAGUCGACCUCUACUCAACAAAUCAAGACUGUGUCAAGAUGCUCGUUGGAAAUAAAGUUGAUAAAGAUUCUGAAAGACAGGUAACUAGAGAUGAGGGGAUGGCUCUUGCUAAAGAGCAUGGAUGUAUGUUUCUUGAAUGUAGUGCUAAAACUAGAGAAAAUGUGCAGCAAUGCUUUGAAGAGCUGGCAUUGAAGAUAAUGGAGGUCCCUAGUCUUUUGGAAGAAGGAUCUACGGCAGGGAAGAGAAACAUUUUAAAACCAGAACAGCAGCCAGCUGCGAGCCUAGCUGCGAGCGGUGGUUGUUGCUUUUAA